AUGGAAUCAAUGCGACGUCGUUUUAGAAUCCAAAACAAGAACAUAUUCCUCUCGUAUGCCCAGUGUUCUAUUCCUAAAGAGAGAUUGUUAGAGAAAAUUAGAGCGCUGUUCACCACCAGGGGUCCAAAUUAUGUGAGGGUUGCACAUGAAUUACAUGAGGAUGGGCAACCACAUCUCCAUGCUCUUGUCCAGUUCCCAUACCGUUUUCAGACGCAGGAUCAACGGUUCUUCGACGUUACCCACGAUCGAAAUAGUCGCUAUUUCCAUCCGAAUGUACAAGGGGCAUACAACCAACAGAAUGUGCUGGAAUACAUCUCCAAACACGGGGAUUACACGGAAUGGGGUGAAUUCCGUGAGAGGAGCCGCUGCGCUAACCAGAAUAACAAAGACAAUAUAUAUCGGGAUGCACUUGCAGCCGGCACCAAGGACGAAGCACUAGCACUGACACAGUAUGGGUCGUUCCAACAGCAAUACAGCAAUGGGUUGCAGACAAUAUAA
Camellia sinensis is the source of this 498-nucleotide messenger RNA. RefSeq lists its product as uncharacterized. Gene Ontology annotation, biological process: DNA replication. Gene Ontology annotation, molecular function: structural molecule activity. Lineage: Eukaryota; Viridiplantae; Streptophyta; Magnoliopsida; Ericales; Theaceae. The record is from RefSeq and is a predicted model, not a curated record.